CUUAUAAAGACAAUCUAGUUGGCUUUGCUGCAGACGGCGCAAGUGUAAUGAUGGGUAGUAAACAUUCUGUGAUGGUACUGCUGAAGAAGGAGAUUCCUGGCUUGUUCAUUCUUAAGUGCACCUGUCAUUCAUUUCACUUGUGCGCGUCGUACGCGUGCUCGAAACUUCCACGUGUUGUUGAAGAUCUCGUGCGGGACGUCUACAGUUACUUCAACUCAAGUCCUAAAAGAGAGCUCACAUUGAAGAAAUUCCAGGCUCUUCUUGAACUGAAGCCGCACAAGCUUCUUCAUCCAAGUCAAACAAGGUGGCUCUCAUUGCUUGCUGCAGUCGACCGCUUUCUAGAGCAGUAUGAUGCCCUAAAGGCAUAUUUCGCAUCUGCGGUUUCCACAGAUAGGUUUUUGGCAUCGGAAACAAUCUACCAGAGGCUGCAAGAUCCUCUGAACAAGUUGUUUUUGAUGUUCCUCAGCUUCGUUCUGCCUCUCUUUAACAAUUUGAACAAACAAAUGCAAAGUGAUGCUCCACAGUUGCACAAGCUCUUGAGAAGUGCAGAAGCCUGCGUGAGGACAAUUAUGGAUUGUUAUCUCAAGCGAUCCUGCACACAGGCAGUGGAGGUGGCAAAAGUUGAAUUCAAGAACCCCAAAUGCUUUGUGUCAUUGGAAGACAUGUACGUCGGCGGUCAAGCAACUGCAUUCCUGUCAUCCAGAGAAUGUUCAGUUACCACUGAGCAACGUCAGUUCUUCCGCUUAAGGUGCCUUGAUUUUUACAUUGAGAGUGUCGACCAAAUUCUGAAGCGUAUCCCAAUUCAAGAGCCGGUUUUAAAACAUCUCGAACUCCUAGAUCCUACUGUGUCCAUGACGGGGAAGGUAGCGUCUCUUGCACCACUGGCGCAAGCCUUUCCGAAUUUAGUCUCCGGCAAAGCCUUGCAAGCUUUGGAUACCGAAUGGCGAUAUUUAAGAAACGCUGAUAUCCCGACAAGCGAAGAUACCUCGUUGCACGAGUUCUGGGCAGUCGUGUUUACUAAAAAGCAGUGUGAUGGAAGCGCCGCUUUUCCUGCAUUGACCGAGUUUGUGACGGCUAUGCUGUGUUUGCCGCAUUCUAGUGCAGCAGUUGAGCGGGUAUUUUCUGCUGUAAACAACUUGAAGACAAAACUGCGGAACAAGCUUAGCACGGAGACUAUCUGUGGCCUUCUGCACACGAAACGCCUGAUGACGUCUUCAGCAUGUUACAGCUUCAACAUUGACAGGCCACUGAUAAGGAGAAUGGACGACUGGCACAAGGAUAAGCAUGAGUGCAUUUAA
Molecule: messenger RNA, 1298 nt
Organism: Dermacentor silvarum
Lineage: Eukaryota; Metazoa; Arthropoda; Arachnida; Ixodida; Ixodidae
Exons: 1
Coding region: 48-1298 (416 amino acids)
Molecular function (GO): protein dimerization activity
Source: RefSeq, a predicted model, not a curated record